This is a messenger RNA of Anguilla rostrata (American eel), 1602 nucleotides long. It is a transcript of the gene cfl2, whose product is annotated as cofilin 2 (muscle). The record is from RefSeq and is a predicted model, not a curated record. Gene Ontology annotation, cellular component: actin cytoskeleton; actin cortical patch; cytoplasm. Bases 210 to 659 code for a protein of 149 amino acids. Gene Ontology annotation, biological process: actin filament fragmentation; actin filament severing. Gene Ontology annotation, molecular function: actin filament binding. NCBI's taxonomy places the organism in Eukaryota, Metazoa, Chordata, Actinopteri, Anguilliformes, Anguillidae. The transcript has 4 exons.
GAAAAUUAAAACGAAGUGAUCACGGUUAUAAUACGGUUGUGGCACGUUAGACAACUUGUCAUGCUAGUGGUGUACCGUACUGGGCAGUAAUGCGGAUUUCCCAGCAUGAUGACGGGGGCAGUUUCUUGGUGGAAUAACGGAACAGGGCGUCGUGAUUUAUCGCCUCCGGCGUCACAGUCAAUGAAGAAGUUAUCAAGGUCUUCAAUGACAUGAAGGUGCGCAAGUCGUCAUCUUCCGAUGAGGUGAAGAAGCGCAAGAAGGCGGUUCUGUUCUGCCUGAGCGACGACAAGAAAAAGAUCAUCGUGGAGGAGGGCAAGCAGAUCUUGGUGGGCGACAUUGGGGAGUCCGUGGAUGACCCCUACGCCUGCUUCGUCAAGCUCCUACCUCUUAAUGACUGCCGGUACGGCUUGUACGACGCCACAUACGAAACAAAAGAAUCCAAGAAAGAAGAUCUGGUGUUUGUAUUUUGGGCGCCAGAAGGAGCUCCUCUAAAAAGCAAGAUGAUCUACGCCAGCUCUAAAGAUGCCAUCAAAAAGAAAUUCACAGGUAUUAAGCAUGAAUGGCAAGUUAACGGUUUAGACGACAUUCAGGACCGCACCACCCUGGCAGACAAGUUGGGAGGCAAUGUUGUGGUAUCGCUGGAAGGGAGACCAUUGUAAACUGACAUGUGCCACCUGGAUCCUAGACGCUUUCAUCUUAGCAGCUCUGUUGAUACCAUUUGAACCUAUUGGAUUAGUUUUAGUUUUUUUUGUUGUUCUUUUAUUUUGUUUUCUUUCCCCCAAAUGAAGGAGGUCUCAUUAAUGAAUCCAAAAAAAAAAUCCUACCAGUUAUUGCCGGUCGACUCUUUUCCAAAAUCCUGGUGGGUUUGCUAAAAUGUAGAACCUGGAGGAAUGCUUUCACGUCAUGCUUUUGCCAAACAAAACAACUCCUGAAUACUCUACUACUCCUUCCAAUCGAAGAAGAACUAUGAACCUCACACACGUGAAAAGAUGGCGUUGCCUGCAUUCCUUAUCACAGACACAGCAACAGUUUAAUGUUGAGUAGCUUAGAGCGAAGUGAGUAAGCUUUCUUUGAAUGUCCUGGCAGUUGUGUCCACUGUCCUGGCAUUAGCCAAUAUCCAGUAUAAACAAUUUGCACUCCGUCGAGUUUUUCCAUGGGGCCGAUAACCGUUCCAUCUCGUUAGCCUGGGUAUUUGACAUGGCGCGACACAUUUUACACUAUGCAUACAAAGCACUUUUUGUCUAUUGUUUUGGUUUAGACACUACAAGUAAAGAGCAAACAAAAGGAGGACGGAAUGCCUAUUGAAUGUGUUCAUUUGUGUCACCUAGGAAGUGAAGUUACCUCAGUUUUUAUUCCUGUAUAGCAUAUGGGAAAGGAAAGACAAAAGAGUAUUUAAUUGUUCCGUUGCCUUCUUGUUUUCACUCAAACGUACCGUACACCGCUGAAUUAACAGAAGAGGUGCUGCUUGCAUUUUUGCAACACUAAAAGAGAAUCCACACUAUCAGUCAAGAUGGCAAUAUCUGUGUGAACGGAGCCUUAAGUGGAAUAUUGUUUUUGAGAUCGGUGAAGUCGCCACUUUGCAAUAAAUCUUGCGACUGAUGA